AUGGGCCCCGAGCAGAGCUCUAAAGUGUACAGGCUGAGAUAUCUACCUCGCUAUGUGGACCGCCUGGAUACCGCCAAGAUGCUGGUCGGCUGCAUCCCUGGGCUUCAGUUGGAGGAGAUCCAAAUCAGCUCCCUCGCUUCAGCCGUCGAUAAUCGAUUGAGCAAAACGGCAACAGUCAUGUUCAAGUUUACACCUCAUAUUGUAUGCCGAGAGCCGAGCCAAAAUCAAUGGGACUUUCCCGUUUCUGGGCUCCCGGAACCGAUUGUGCUGGACACCCACUUCUAUGGCUUAACGCCGUUAAAUGAAGUGGACGAGAGCAGUCAUACUGCCGACUGUAUAGUCAUCUCUGGGCUGGGAAGCCACCCCAUGGGAUCCUGGCAGCCAAGGGGUGCAAAAAGCUUCAUGUGGAUUCGAGAUGAAUUGGCAGACUUGCUCACUGGUGUAAGGUUUAUCAUUUAUGGCUAUGAUACCAAACUUUAUCAAAGCAAAUCAUCCCAGGUUCUGCCCGAUCUAGCGAUAUCAUUUAUCGCUAGUCUUCAAGCUGGCGGCUGGGUAUCGAAACCGCUGCUGUUUCUUGCUCACAGCCUUGGCGGUGUUCUAAUGAAGCAGUCUAUUGUCGCUUUGUCCGGAAACCAUAGAGACCAAGAAACCCUAGAAGCAAUGAAAGGGGGUAUUUUUUUCGGUGUGCCCAGUGUAGGUAUGACCAUGGAGGAUAUCUACAAGAUGCUGGGCGAGCAACCCAACACGGCACUCCUCGACUGCCUCUCAGAUAGAUCCGACUAUGUGCCAAAGCUGGAAGAGGACUUUGCGCGUGUAUCAUCUUCUCAAUGUAUGAGAUUGAUCUGGGCAUAUGAAACGCAUGAGACGCCAAGUCUUUCUAAGUCCGGCGAGUCCUGGAGCCGGUCUGGAACUGGCGUCGUCAUGGUUCCGCCAUCUUCAGCCACAGGCGGACGUAUCAAAUCCAAUAUAUUGCCUACCAACCCAAUCACCUCGAACGAUGAGAGCAUUCUUCAAAUCGAUGCCGAUCAUUCGAACAUGGUCAAAUUCACCAGAGGACACGAGUUAAUAAGAAUCGUGGCCGGGAAAUUGAAGCAAAUCCUGCGCAGCGAUAUUCAAUGUGAAGGCGUGUGCCAGCAAGGCGAGAGCCGCGUCACAUCCAACAACGCCCCUGAAUCGACAUCUACCUAUCGUGUGCGGUGUGAAGAGCUACUUUAUGCUCUGGUUCAACUCAACCAUGUCCCAACUGACACGCCAGGAAAUUUUGACUUAGCAACCGAAGUCUCGAGAUUCCUCGUCUUUAGCGGGAAGAUAAUCAAAAUGGCGAGCAAAAUGAGCCAUCAGAUCUUUAGCACUCCCUCUCAGCUCCAGGGGUGGAUUGAUGACGUCGAAGACUUGCGAUGGCUAGUUGCAGAGAUGUGUUCUUCUCCAACAGCACAUGGUGCGAGACUCCUAUCAGUUUUGAACAGCUGCACACACUCGUGCUUCAAGACGUUGAAUAUACUUGAAAGCACAAGCGUGUCCACGGACAAGAAAUUCUUCGGCCGCCCACCCAAUCGAGAUUCCUUGAGACAGAUUUUAGGGUUAGGUAACGACAAAGAGGGGGUGAUGCGGCAAUGCUUUGAGCAAUUGUCAAGAAGUAGAUCUAUUUUGGUUUUAUCACUCGAGUUGUUGAUAGUCGACUUGACGUCCGAAAAUGUCCGAAAACUCAAGGAUUCCCUAGAACUGACAUCGGAAGAGUUAAAGUGUGUUGGAGCUCUCCGCAUUACCGACCCGACCCGUGAUCGCGAAGGCAUCACGACUGAUAAGGGAGAAAUUGUUAAGGGGACGUGUAGGUGGAUUCUAUCAACGGCGCAAUUCCAAUCGUGGAUAGAAGAUGCUGAGAUCUCCCGGACACUUUGGAUAUCGGCGCCACCAGGCAUGGGUAAAACUCAUCUCUCCAUCUUUCUAUCUAAGCGCUUACAGCGCCUGUGCGAGGUCCAGAAAGACAGCAUUGCUCUCUUCUUCUUUUGCGACAACAAGGUGGAAACGCGGAAUAUGGGGAACAGCAUACUUCGCGGUCUGAUAUAUCAGUUGAUUCAGUACCGCAAAGAACUGGUGAGGAUCCCUCUGCAGCAGUGGAGAAUGCAGGCAGAUGUCUUCUCCGGCGCAAACUCGUUUCAGUCUCUGUGGGGAAUGUUCGAGGAUAUGAUAGAAUCUAUGCCGGAUACUAAGGUCUACUGUCUGAUUGAUGCGUUGGAUGAAUGUGAAAAGGAGUCAGCGCUGCUGGUAUUGAAGACGUUCAACAAGCUUAUUGAAGCAAAAUCGACAGUCAAGUUCAUCGCAGUAAGCAGGAGACACCCAGAACCUAUCGCUGAGUCCCUAUCUUCAGCUAUUCCUGUUGAAAUUGAUAGCGAUAUAGCGGCAAAGGACGAUGUCAAACGCUAUAUUGCGGAGAAGGUGGGCCAUUUGGCUCAAAUCAAAGGGAUUGCCAACAAGCCAUUACACCGUCAGAUUGAGAAUGUGUUCCGCACAAAAGCACAGGAUACGUUUUUAUGGGUCAGUUUCAUGACGCAUGAUCUUCUUCCGAAGACAGUGGUGCAAAUAGAAGCGGCACUGGACCAGCUACCGACUGGCCUUGACGCGGUUUACGACCGAAUUCUCGGGCAAGUUGACCCUGAAAAGGCAGAGACUAUAUCAAAACUGCUGGGCUGGGUCGUACUGGCUGCAAGGCCACUUGCUGUAUCCGAAAUCUGUGAAGCGUUGUAUAUUCAACCCACGCCCUUCAAUGGGCGUGAACAAGUGUGCCUGGAUUAUAUAAGAGCGUGCGGGCACUUACUUCAAGUCAUACAGGUCGAGGUCUGUGAGUUUUGGAAAAUUCGCUGCAAGUGUGACGACGGACUGUUGGAAGAGGACGGAAAGCGGUAUCAACAGCGAGUCACUUUGGUUCACCAGAGCGUCAAAGACUAUCUUCUAAACAACCAAGCGGAUAUCAGGAUGAAAUUUCACGUCCGUGAUCCACGACGCAUGCACGAAGAAAUAGCUACUAGGUUAAUGGAAGAAAUAAGAAAUGGAUGUGUACAGGAUGCUGAGGAAUACUGGAAUUGGUCACUGUCGAGGAGAUUGACAUGGCCGAUUGGUAUUUAUUCCAUUAACAACUGGUAUUUUCAUUUUUCACAGGUUUCCGACUACGGGGCAUUUGCACAGUUGCAUGAGGAUUUCUUCCGUGAGAGAUCAGCUCUUCGAGACAAUUGGUACGUCUGCUGGGGUGGUGAUUCUGAAAAUCCCCGUAAUCUGCCGCUGCUGGCCGUCGCCUGCGAGUUCGGUUGGGAAGGUCCAGCGCGGCGGCUGCUGCAAUUGAGGACGGAGCAAUUUGGGAGUCGCGAAGUCGAAGUCUAUGUCAACCAAGAAUACGGAAACGAGCACGAUACUGCGAUGGAUGUGGCGUGUCGCGCCGGUCAUCUCAACAUGGUGACGCUCUUGCUUGAGCAUGGGGUAAAUCCUACUGGGAUGGCGUUGAUGAAUUACUGUGAGAGUUUCGAUGAGCCUACCACUUUCGCGCAGAUGGUGGCAAACAGAGGCGCCAAGGAAUUGCUGGGAGCAAUAGGAGGAGACCUUCUCAGUGCGGCUGCUUAUUUUAGCAAAGCAAACAUGUGUCGUGUAUUGAUUGAAACCUAUGGGGUGCCCGUCGAUGCGAAAAACAGAUCCGGGAAGACAGCACUCGGCAACGCCCUGAAAGCCGGACACAUGGAACUUGCACACAUUUUUGUCAAGGAGUGGCGCGCAAGCACUGAUAACCAUUGGCAUCUACUGGAAAGCGUCAUGCGGCAGUUUAUCUAUUUAGAUGACGCUACUGCUGCCCGAAACCUUCUGCAUAUCAUUAGGCAGUGGGGCAUCAACAUCAAUGCAUCGGACCCUGUCUCUGGAAGAGGUCUCGUACAUCAGAGAGCCAUGGCAUUAAUGAGCGAAGAAGACCUUGAAAAGCUUUUGUGUCUUGGGCUCGAUCUUUCCGCACAAGAUCACUGUGGGAACACCGUCUUGCAUAGCAUGCAUAGCCUGCGACACUGGGAGCUUUGGGGCAGGCUAGUAGCCAUGGAUGUACUCCUGCUUCUCUUGCAAGAUGAGCGCCUCAAUGUCGAUGCCGUAAAUAUCAACGGGGAAGCAGCCCUACAUGUAUUUGCUUCCUGCAUCUCGGCCGAGACCCAUCAUUAUUACCUCAAACUCCACAGCAAAGGUUCAUGGCAAAUGGCUAAAAAUUUACUGGACCUGGGCGCCGACCGAAAUUUGCAAAACAAGAAAGGCAAGUCUCCUUUAGACCUAGCCUACGAAAGUGUAGAUAGCACGUGGGAACACUACUACAGCUCGGGCGCGACAUCUCCAUCGUCUCUUUCAUUCUCGCCGGAUGAGGAUGAGCAUGUUAUGCUGUACGAAUGCAAGGUGGAUUUCUUGAAUGUUCUCUGCAACUACGCAACAGUUCCUAUGUUUCGCUCUUCGUCGGAAAAAGUUGAGGCGGAGAGAGCGGAUUCCCACCAUGGAGAAGAGAGUGGCACCCAAACAUUGAGCGCAGGAGCCAAAAGGUCUGGCCGGGCGCUACACUAUGUGAGCUCUUUCGUCCACGAUCAGAGGGGACGGUGGUUUGCUCGAUCAAGCAGGCGGAGG
This is a messenger RNA of Clonostachys rhizophaga, 4635 nucleotides long. Lineage: Eukaryota; Fungi; Ascomycota; Sordariomycetes; Hypocreales; Bionectriaceae. The record is from the annotation of a GenBank genome assembly.